GUGCUGACAUUUACAUCAACUAGCGUCUUCCUUUUGGUUCAGAUUGAUGUUGGCAUGGCAUCGGAUAAUACAGUGAAUGAAAUUGCGUGGACAACAUUGACUAUUCUUUUCUUGGAUGGUCCGUUCUUUGCUCUUCGAGUCUACAUUGCAUCGGAGUACAGCACACAGGACUUACAGCUAGUAUUUCUUCUCAAGAAUUUGUUUGGAAUUAUAUUUGGCGGCUACAGAGUUAUUUCACUUUGUGGUGGUGAAGACAAAGAGUCCAAUAAAAAUGAAGAUGAGAUGAUAGGGAAAAAUGACUACGUCGCUGAGAUGUACGUUAACAGAGGAGCAACAAACACAAACAGUGGUGGUAAAGAAAAUACAGAAAAUGAUCUCAAUGAUAACGGCAGUGUAUCUAAUAGUCAAAUAUCACAUGAUGGAGCAGUUGUUAUUCCCAAUGUAGCAGCUAGUUCACAAGUAUAUGAUGGCUCAAGGGUAACCUCUGAUGAAGCAGCUUCAUUACAUGAUGAUGGAGGGCUACUUAUUUCUAGCAAAGCCGCUAUGUCAACUGGCAACCAAACAAGUAGAUUUACUCAUUCUGACAUCCAAAAAGAUCAGCAAGAAGUCACCAACAAUGAAGAUGCUCAUGGUAAGCAAAAUGGAGACAACAGUGAUGUCAGAGAGACUGAAGAUCAAGAUGAAAAUGCCAAGAGCGGAAGUGCACAAGACAAGAAAGCUACAGCUGAUAAUGACAGAGAGACAAGUAGUUUGUCUGCUAUACAGGUAAAGCAUCAUAAGGUAUCUGACAGCGAAGACAAAGACGUCAAAAAAACAGAUACUGAUAACACUGAAAUUGUAAAUCUACAAGAAGCAGCUACCAUAGGACACUAAACAGGAAAUGCAAACACAGUGUACUAUCAAAAUGAUUGUAGCCAAAGUUGCAUUC
This is a messenger RNA of Corticium candelabrum, 928 nucleotides long. RefSeq lists its product as uncharacterized. Bases 55 to 873 code for a protein of 272 amino acids. The transcript has 2 exons. The record is from RefSeq and is a predicted model, not a curated record. NCBI's taxonomy places the organism in Eukaryota, Metazoa, Porifera, Homoscleromorpha, Homosclerophorida, Plakinidae.